Messenger RNA from Diachasma alloeum, 1885 nucleotides. RefSeq lists its product as uncharacterized. The transcript is spliced from 4 exons. The record is from RefSeq and is a predicted model, not a curated record. Gene Ontology annotation, cellular component: membrane. The coding region runs from base 688 to 1095 and encodes 135 amino acids. NCBI's taxonomy places the organism in Eukaryota, Metazoa, Arthropoda, Insecta, Hymenoptera, Braconidae.
GCAGUUGUGCGAUUGGUGUUGGCUGGGUCGGUGGUUUAACAAUUGCAGUCGUUCAAUCGACCCGGUGUAUGCGUUACCAAGUAAAACGCUUCGGGUGCGUUAUAACAGCCACUGCGGUCUAUCCGGAUAUCAUCAGCUGUUGCAGAUCACCUGAGUGAAGGGAGGAAAGGAUCGUUUUUUAAAUUAAUUUCGUGUGUUGAGGAUUUUUCACUAAAUAUUCAGUGGUUGAAGUGCAGAUCGAGGAGUGACCCUGGAUCAUCCUGGAUCCGCCGCGGUGAUGUUUUGGGGGAGGGCUCAUGUUGUCUGAGACCUGGGGUCGUCGCACCUGACUGCACUUCUGGGAUUGUUAAGCAAACGCGUUUAAGGUACAUCUGGAGCUUCCGGUGUUGAUGUGGAUGGAAAUAGACUCGGUUGAUUGAUCUUUUGGGACUCAUGAUGCUAGUGGAAAGGGACAUUUUUCCAGUGGCUUUUUGGUGGUCAGACUAUUUUUGAAGAGGAAGUGUGGAUUCCGGGGAUUUGAUCGGUGAAAACGGAAAAAUUUUAUUGGAGAAUAUGUUCCUGCCUACCGUAGGUCGACGGGACGAGAUAAGUGGUGAUUUUCUGGAUUUUAAAUUUAUGCUGACUGCAGUCAUCGGAUAAAUCAACCCUUCCGGCAAAGGAUCCAAUUGAACAAUUUUUAUUGUAAACAUGUUCGCUGGGCACUAUUUCAGUUUGCUCCUAGGGGCACUCGCAGCUCUCGUCUUCUUGCAGACUGUCUGGGGAUUGGAAGAGAAUUGCACAGAUUUCCAAGGGGGAACAGUGACCCAUGGACUCCUUUAUGUCCCUGGACCGGCGGUAUGCAGCCUCUGUGUUUGUUAUCAUUCAGAACCGAUGUGGUGUAAAGCCAUUUACUGCUCACCCCCUUAUAAAUGUAAAAGAUUCAGAGUUGGCGAGCGUUGCUGUGAGUUCCAAUGCCUGAACAGUACAGCCCCAGACCUGGGUCUGCCGGAAUUCAGGAUAAACAGUUCAUCAACUCAAAACCACUCGAGAAAUCCACUCGUCAAUGUCUUGAGUAUCUUGACAAGCCUCCUUCUGGCAGAUAUAAUAACCGAUUAGCAUGCUGCUUCGUCGAAUAAUAACGGAGGUGUCAUGUUGAGGUGAGAGACCAAAGAGCACCAUGGAUUUUAUGAAUAAAUAAUGUCGGUGAGGAACGAGGAAAUAUUCAAGUGUCUUGUGCACUGUCAACUCGAUAAUUGUGAGACUGCAGACGUCAUCGGAAGAUCGAGAAGAGAGACCAAAGAGCACGAUGGAUUUUGUGAGUAAAAUGCCGGGGAGGAACGAGGGAAUAUUCAAGUGUCAUGUGCAUUGUCAACUCGAUAAUUGUGAGACUGCAGACGUCAUCGGGAGAUCAAGGAGAUACUUGAUGGCUCCUUGCACUGUCUGCCUUCCCUGGGACCUCUUGUGACGCCCCAGUUGCUGGAUCGAGUGAUAUGCGAUCACUUGCAUCACCAAUACUCGAGUAUUUCCCAUUGUCAGCCUCAUGGAUAUGUAUAUUUAAUAUUCCAAUGUUUUAUUGCUUCGAAUUCUUUUUUUUUCAUUAUUAAUGAUAAUGAUCGAUUGCUUUUCUAUUUAUUCUUCUUGUUAUAUGUCCAGAAAUUUAAUUCGUCUGCGGGAGCUGUUUUCUUUUUAAUUAGGAGUGAAUGAGCAAAAUGUAGUUCAUUCUUUCAGAUUUUUUUGUAAAUUUCUCGGGAUUGAAGGAAGGUGGGGAAAUGAAUCAGCGAAGCGGUAAAACGGGUUAAGGAUAGCUGAGUACUUUGGCUACUUUUUCUACUGUGAAAUGCUUUUCUACUUUUGUAGUUGAACAGCAGAGCUUUCAUUUGAGCCCCGUUUCACCUAGAGUUUCCGG